GGAGAGACGGAGGAGAGCAGAAUGCGCCUGCCUUUAUGUGUGCUGAAUUAGCCUCAGUUCACCUUCCUUAUCCAACCGUGCUGUUUUUCUCGCCACAAAGUAGAAGGAGAUAUCUCACUUUCAGCUGCAGCUGGGCCCUGGCUUCUGAACUCUCUGCGGCUCCCAAACAGUAUUAUGCAACAUCCCGAACAUUCCUCCGACUUAUCAUCCACCCGUUAGCGCUUCUCGCCUCCCAGAUCCGUCCUUUCACUCUGAUUUGUUCCAACUUUUUUUUUUUGUUUGUUUUUGCCACUUUUUAGUCCUGCUGGAUGAACAUCAAAUAUUUCCCCACCCUGUUCCCAUCACUCCACCCGCUGUUCCUCCUCUCCCACCCGCCCCAGCGCCUAAUUGGAUUCAGUUUGCUCCCAGUUGUUUUUCCCAGCCACACGCUCCGGUCGGUGGGGAAAGCUCUUCACUGCACUGGAUCCUCCUCGACGCCCAGCAGCAGCAGCUUCCACGGGUUUCCUACAACGCGUGCUGUGACGCUGUGAUGACCUCACUCAGGCUAUUGCCGCUCUUUCACUCACUCCUCAUCCUGCAAGUGCACAUUUCCAACCAGUUAGAAGACAACAAGAUCCCCCCCAGUCUGUGCACGGGCCAUCCGGGCACCCCGGGCACUCCUGGAGCUCAUGGCAGCACCGGUCAGCCAGGAAGAGACGGGCGCGAUGGGAGGGAUGCUGCUCCAGGGGAAAAGGGAGAGAAAGGGGACAGAGGAGACACAGGUGAGGCUGGAGUGCGAGGCCUGACUGGAGACAAAGGUUACACAGGAGAGAAGGGGGAGAGGGGGCAGCCGGGAGAGUGUGCGGUGGCCCCAAAGUCAGCCUUCAGUGCAAAGAUAUCCGAGAGCCGCACUUUGCCCCUCACAGGCAGCGAGGUGGUCUCCUUCGACAAGAUCUUACUGAACGAGCAGGGCGACUACAACGCAGAGACUGGACGCUUCACCUGCAAAGUCCCCGGCGUCUACUACUUCGCCGUCCACGCCACCGUGUACCGCGCCAGCCUGCAGUUUGACCUGAUGAAGAACGGACACGCUGUGGCGUCUUAUUUCCAGUUUUAUGGAAACUGGCCCAAGCCGGCGUCUCUGUCGGGCGGCUCCCUGCUCCACCUCAUCCCUGGAGACCAGGUGUGGGUCCAGAUGGCUCUGCCAGAAUUCAACGGGUUUUACUCCAGCACCAAGACCGACAGCACCUUCACCGGCUUCCUGGUGUAUUCUGACUGGAAAAACUCGGCUGUGUUUGCGUGACGCGUGCAGAGAAUCCCAGUGUGUUUUACAUUCUGGGCGAAGAAGAGUCUGGACAGUGUUGCUGGUAUGUAACAGAUGUAAAGUGCUCAUUUCUAUAACCAGCUGACUCAGGCCACUAACUCAAACAGCCUUGAUGCUAUUGUGCUCUUUGAUUCACAGUCUUUUCUGUACGGGAAACACAAAUAAAUCACUUUAGUUUUGAACCACACAGACUCAUGGGUUGUCGGGUCGACGCCCACAUUAAUUCUUCAUUAUAUCAUUACCCAGCUGACCUUAGUGUUUGGCUAUAGACGGCUGCAGUCAAGCUAGUCUAGUGGUUACUAGUGCAGGAGUUGGGGUCCUUCAAAAGGAAAGGAAAAAUGAUUUAUGGGCUAGAAAAGGAGAUAAGUGUUUUUCUCAUACUUGUGGAAAUUGUGUGAGGGUUCACAAGCCGGAAUGUGGAGAAACACCUAGUUUCAUUUCUAGCCAUGUCGUUACACCUAAUAUAGAAAGCAAUUAUUUCUUGGAGCUGUCAGAAUUAAUGUAGUGGAGUAAAGAAGCAAUAGUUUCCUCUGGAGGGAGUAUAAACGUCGGAAAAGACUCGAGCAUCUGA
Molecule: messenger RNA, 1874 nt
Organism: Betta splendens (Siamese fighting fish)
Lineage: Eukaryota; Metazoa; Chordata; Actinopteri; Anabantiformes; Osphronemidae
Gene: c1qtnf5
Product: C1q and TNF related 5
Exons: 3
Coding region: 530-1282 (250 amino acids)
Molecular function (GO): protein binding
Source: RefSeq, a predicted model, not a curated record